Messenger RNA from Neoarthrinium moseri, 2136 nucleotides. RefSeq lists its product as uncharacterized. The record is from RefSeq and is a predicted model, not a curated record. The transcript has a single exon. Bases 1 to 2136 code for a protein of 711 amino acids. Lineage: Eukaryota; Fungi; Ascomycota; Sordariomycetes; Amphisphaeriales; Apiosporaceae.
AUGAGCGUGUUCCAACACACGCCACUCAAUCAGAACGAGUCGAUCAGACUUUUGCUCCUUCAUCCCUCAGGGACCCAUCACGCCGUCCUCCGGGGCUCUUUAUGUCAUUACAACUUGAAUGAUCACUAUGGCGAUAUCCGAGGAGGAUAUACGGCCUUGUCAUACGUCUGGGGCGAUGCCGAGAAGACUGAGAUCAUGCUGCUCGAUGACAAGGAGUUUCAAAUCACCGCAAACUUGGCCGAGGCCCUACGGAACAUUCGUGACGAUGUAGGGACUUACCAUAUCUGGGCGGACGCACUCUGUAUCGAUCAAAGGAACAUCUCAGAGCGCAAUACGCAGGUUGCCAUGAUGGGUGAUAUCUACUCCAGCGCGAUGCAUACGAUCAUAUACCUAGGUCCUCUCACAGCUGAAGUAGAUGCCGUGUUCCGCGCCGUCAUGUCGAGAACGGUACUCCAACGGUCCAAAGACUCGGAAGAUCCACCGGCCGGAACCAACGCUGGGACAAUACCCUUGGACAGCAGCCACGAGCAUUAUAUCGAAAACGUUUCCCGACCUUCCUCGACCCCGGAAUUUGCGUCAGCCGUGGCAGCAACCUCUAGUAGUACUUCCAGAACUAGGGCAUUCCCCAGCAAAUCCGAGGGGUUGCUUAUCCAAGCCGGCACCGAGGACCUGCUGACCAGGCCCUGGUUCAGACGCGUCUGGACGCUGCAGGAGCUCGCAUUGUCCAAUUCACCGUGGAUCCAGUGCAGUCGGAAACGGAUUCGGUGGGCUGAUCUGUGCCGCCUCUUCAGGCUCGGCUUCGAUAGAACUGGCAACGACAAGUACUUCAGGCCGCCCAAGGGAAAGCCGCACACGAACUUCAGAUCCAUGGAGUCCAUCCGGGCGAGUUUUCAUGAGCCUCUCUCAGAUUCCCGCCAUUUUCGGCCACGACAGCUGGUCCGGAUUCUGAAGGAUCGACAGGGCAGCCAAGCCACAGAUCCUAGGGAUAUGCUGUUCGCGCACAUGGGCUUGAUUGCAGACCAGAAGGACGUAAAUAGAUACCUCAAGAUCGACUACACCGCGAGUAUAUCAGACGUCUUCGUCGCAGCCGGUCGCUAUGCAUUGGACAAGUUUUGCCACGUUUCCUCUAUAACAGACCGAAUAUCGAGCUCACCGCUAAGGAGCCAUCUCCCGUCGUGGGUGCCUGACUGGGGUAUAGACUCCCCAUGGCACCAGCUACCUCCACUUGCAUCUUCUCCGCCAUCAGGCCGGUCUGGUCGGGAGCUACUGAGAGACGUCUUGGUGUUGGGGCGGUCUGACAGUCACACCAUAGCCUACGUGACUGACUGCCUGCCGCCAGCGUUCGAGUACCCGAAGCAAUACAGCAACAAAGUCAGGGAAACCACUUCGAAUGCAAAGUACCUCAACUCUGAGCAUAUCAUAGAUCUGUGGGCAGCAUUCAUAGAGCCUCUAGCCUCCAAAGACCAGGCCGAGAUGGAGCACGAUGUGGGCAGUGGAGGCUCAUUUCGUAUCAACAAGACUUACAGCGGAGUGAAUGAUUUUGCAGAGGCGCCGUAUUCCGACUUUGCCGCGGCAAACCCACACUCGCCCUUCUCUCUGAAGUCGCGGCAUCACCUAAUGUGUGAGUUCUUCAGCGGAGUUGACUCAAAAAGCCGUCAGCCGCUGAAUCACAACGGGUGCCGACUGGCACGGCUGGAGAACGGGGUCAUCAUGAUGGUGCCUGCGCAGACCAGGGCUGGGGACGCCGUCGUCCAUUUGAGCAACCUGUACAGAAAGGUCGACGUUGAAUCAUCGCACGACUUCUACUCCAGUGUACGAGAGUCUCAUCUUUUUGUCAUUCGGCCGCUCAACCUGGACGGGCAAGCCAGUUUAGACGCGGCAGUGGACAAGCAUUUCCGUUCGUUGAGGGCAGCCCAAAGAAGAGGGGACAUCAAGAUUGAACGGCCCGAGUUCGCUGAACCUUCAAUUACUUGGGAGCUGGCAACGCAGCAUUGCUCUCUGAUAGGAAGAAGUAUUGGGGAUAUGGCCCUCGAAGAGACUGAUUGGUGUAGACGAGAAGGAAGUUGCCAUCAGCAGGAUGACACAGCGGACAAAAAGCAGGAGGUCUAUAGGGCACUCCUAGCAGCGAUCCAUUAG